UCAAAUCUCUAAACAUAAGCACUGUCCUUGUGAUAUUUUUAUAACAUAACGAUGAACGGAAUAGGCCUGUUAACAAGAGUAUGGAAACCCUUGAAAUCGUUUACCAGACAGCAUACGUAUCCGGCACCAUUUACACAUUUCCUACAAAAUCUCCCGGGCACCCUCUACUCGAAACUGGACAAUGGGCUCACGGUGGUCACCGAGGAGCGAGAGUGUUAUAACAGCUGCAUCGGCCUCUUCAUGGACGCGGGCUCCAGGUACGAGAGCGGCUUCGAGAAUGGAAUAGCACAUUUCUUCGAACAUAUCGCUUUUAAAGGCACGACUUCCCGAACCAGACAAGACCUUGAGGCACAGAUGGAGUGCCUCGGCGCUCGCUUCAAGUGCUUCACGUCGCGUGAGCUGGUCGUCUACUACGUGCAGUGUCUCUCCCAGGACACUGCCCUCGCCACUGAGAUACUCGCCGACUGCAUUUAUAAUAAUUCUUUCAACCCAAACGAAAUCGAGUAUCAAAAGAGAACUGUUUAUGCUGAGAUGCUAUCCCACGAUAAGAAUCCCAAACAGCUAUUGUAUGAUUACCUUCACAGCUCAGCAUUCCAGGGCACACCGCUGGCUCAAACUGUGAUGGGACCUAGCUCAAACUUAUACAACUUUACAGACGUUACCAUCUGUCGGUACCUGUCCAAGUGCUUCGAUCCGUGCAGGACGGUAUUGGCCGCGGUGGGCGGGAUCAAGCACGACCAUAUAGUCUCACUGGCUAACUCGUUCAUGGGCAAGCUGGAGCCGCUCAAGUGCAUCGAUAUGGACGCUUACAGGUACACGGGGUCCGACGUGCGUUACCGAGACGACUCCAUGCCAACCGCGCACGUCCUGAUAGCUGUCGAGGCUCCGUGUCUAUGCGACGACGACAAAAUAGUAAUGGAUAUAGCUCGGUACAUCAUAGGAGGGUGGGACAGGUCGCAGCCGGGUGGGCGGUCGCACCCGGUGCGGGUAGCCCGCGAGGCCUCCUGCCACGAGAUGUGCGACGCUUACAAAGCAUUCAACAUCACGUAUAAAGACUGCGGCCUUUUCGGCGUGCACUUUGUCAGCAAGAUAAUGUCGCAAGAAUACAUGAUGGCGUUGAUACAGGACGAGUUCAUGUACCUGAGUGUGUGCGUCACUGAGUCGGAGGUGGAGAGGGCGAAGUGUUUCCUGAAGGCUAAGAUAUUGUCGAGGACGGAGAGUUCCCUGGGCACGUGUAUGGAGAUCGGGCGGUGGACGCUGUACUACGGGUGCCGGCCGUCGCUGCUGCAGCAGAUGAACGCGAUCGACCGCGUGACGGUGUCGCAGGUGCGCGCGACGUGCAACAAGUACUUCUAUAACCGCUGCCCCGUGGUGGUGGCCAUCGGGCCCACCGAGGCACUCAGCGAGUACAACAGGAUCCGCAGCUGCAUGUGGUGGCUAAGAAUUUAG
Messenger RNA from Helicoverpa zea (corn earworm), 1449 nucleotides. Its product is annotated as cytochrome b-c1 complex subunit 1, mitochondrial-like. Gene Ontology annotation, cellular component: mitochondrion. Lineage: Eukaryota; Metazoa; Arthropoda; Insecta; Lepidoptera; Noctuidae. Gene Ontology annotation, molecular function: metalloendopeptidase activity; metal ion binding. The transcript has a single exon. The record is from RefSeq and is a predicted model, not a curated record. The coding region runs from base 52 to 1449 and encodes 465 amino acids.